Neopsephotus bourkii (Bourke's parrot) is the source of this 2148-nucleotide messenger RNA. It is a transcript of the gene KLF9, whose product is annotated as KLF transcription factor 9. Gene Ontology annotation, molecular function: RNA polymerase II cis-regulatory region sequence-specific DNA binding; DNA-binding transcription factor activity, RNA polymerase II-specific. Bases 575 to 1276 code for a protein of 233 amino acids. The transcript has 2 exons. Gene Ontology annotation, biological process: regulation of transcription by RNA polymerase II. The record is from RefSeq and is a predicted model, not a curated record. NCBI's taxonomy places the organism in Eukaryota, Metazoa, Chordata, Aves, Psittaciformes, Psittacidae.
CUUUUAAGCGGGCGCGGCGGGGCGCCCAGAGUAGCACGCGGCCUGAGGAGGGAGCGCAGUGAUUGGUGGGGCUGUCGCCCGGCGGACACACCCCCUGCUAGAAAAGGGGCGCCGCGAGUGGCGGGGGGAGAAGGUAAACAGAGCCGGCCGGCCCUGCCCGCUGACCAAUCGGGGGGGCGGGACGGCACGGCACGGGGCGGGAGGGGGCUCCCAACCUGACGUGAUGGGACUCGGCGCGGCCGUCCCCGAGCAGGAGCGCGCGGGCCGCGGGGCGGGCGGCGGGGCGGCGGGCGUUUUUCUCUAUCCCGGCCGCCGCACCGGACCCGGGCCGGCCGCUCCUCCCUGUCGGCUGCGCGCCGUGCCUGGUGCUUGGCGCUGAGACCCCUGCCUGGCGCCCCGCUAUUUAUCAACCCCGUUCUCCCUUGCGCUUCAAAGACCUCGCGCCGCAGGCGAGCCAUGGCUGGCGCUGCCGGCCCGACGGGCGCGCACUGAGGAGAGCCCGAAGCUGCACCCCCCCCCCCCCCUCACACACACACCCACCCACCCACCCCGGUCGUCGGGGCGCGGCCGCACCAUGUCGGCCGUCGCCUACGUGGACUUCGUGGCGGCGCAGUGCCUGGUCUCUAUCUCUAACCGCUCGGCCGUGCCCGAGGCAGCGCGGCUGAAGAUGCCGGGCGAGGGGGAGGCGGCCCGGGAGCUGCGCGACCCCCGCGAUGCCUGGAAGGACUACUGCGCUCUGCUAGCCAUCGCCAAGAGCCUGCUGGAACUGAACAAGUACCGGCCGCUGCCCGCCCCCUCCGUCUGCAGCGACAGCGUGGAGAGCCCCGACGAGGACGCCGGUUCCGACAGCGACGCGGCCACGGAGCCGGGCUCCAGCCCUCCCCGCAGCCCGCCGCCGGGGCCGUCCCCCCGCCUGCGCGCCGCCGGGGCCGCCCCCAAGGGGAAGCUGGCGGCCGAGAAGCGACACAAGUGCCCCUACAGUGGCUGCGGCAAGGUCUAUGGCAAGUCCUCCCAUCUCAAGGCGCACUACCGCGUGCACACAGGCGAGCGACCAUUCCCCUGCACGUGGCCUGACUGCCUUAAGAAGUUCUCUCGCUCGGACGAGCUCACCCGGCACUACCGAACCCACACCGGUGAGAAGCAGUUUCGAUGCCCCCUUUGCGAGAAGCGGUUCAUGCGGAGCGACCACCUGACAAAGCACGCCCGCCGCCACACCGAGUUCCACCCCAGCAUGAUCAAGCGAUCCAAAAAGUCCAGCUCCAGUAGCUCCUUGUGAAGGCAGGGCGGUCCGGGGUGGGAGCAGAGGGGAGGACGCAGGCAGUGGCAUCAGAGUAUGAGCAUCCGCUGCGGCGCCGGUCGCCCUUGCCACCUGAAAGCAUAUGUUGCUGACAUUCAAAAAGUACUCCGUGCCCCUCGCCCCAUCCUCCACCUCCCCACCCUGCGCUGGGAACAGCGAUCUGGAGCAAGUGGACUGCAGGGUGAGAGGAGGGAAGGGAUGGCCAGCGGAGGAGGUGACCAUCUCCUCAAUGUAAACGUUGAUGCUGGUGUAUAUAUGUCUGACUGGAUGGUCUGGCCUGUGCCCCUGCAGUAGCGUGACCUCAAAGUCUUUGUGAUUGCUGUGUCAUGAACAUGUUUUGUUGAACAGUGUAAUGCUGCUUGUAUUUAGAGUUUGUUGAGUAAAAACACUUUCCGAGUCACAUAAAUAACUCAGAUAAAAGCUCCAUAGCACAUUGUAGAAGUGGGUUUACUUCUGUCUCAGAAUGAUCCUGCAUUUUAAGAGACUGUUAAGAAAAAACAUUACAUAUGUUACUAAUAGCAUCUGAGAUGAUAAGAUGAAUUUAUACUCAAGAAGGCCCAUUAAAGUAAAUGGGUCUUUUUAAUUUUUCUUUGUAUUAACUAUACUUUUGAAUAUAAGCUGCACUUUUCCAGUAAAGACAUGUAUAAUUCAAGAAGAUACUUAAAGCAGAACCCUCCCCCCCACAACAGUUCAGUCGUUUUCUGACCAUAUGUGUAUUUAGUUCUGCUACUCAUUUAUCUGGAAGAAGACAAGUCAGCCUAGAUAUGUGGCAGGGGUAUGGGAGCAGAAGCACAUGUCUCUCCUUUGAUCCUAUACUUCUGAUUUGUCAAUAAAUACAGUACUGUACUAUA